UGCACCGUAACUGCGUUGUGGUGCGCGUAAACGCAAAUUGUGUGCAAUACGAGGUUUUAGAAAGUGAUGUGUAUAGUGCGAUGUUGUCGGUGAGCAAGCCGGCGUCUCUGGUCCAACAGAAGAAGCAGCAGUGGGCGCGGGAGAGAGAGGAGAUGUCUCAGCUGUACUUGCCGUGGGGCGCAGGCGAACGGUACACCAACCGCCUCCAGGUGCGGAACCAGUUCGCGAGCACUCUGGAACUCCACAAGCAGUCUUCAUACGAGUACCAGGAGCCCAUACAGCGUCAGAGAAGCCCCAGUUUACCCCCAAUACGUCACUCAGAGCCAGACAGGAGAGACGAAAGGAGACCGAAGGAAGUUCUCAACCGGAACAUACCAAGUGCGAAGCGGUUCGCGUUUUAUGACGAAGACGGCGAAGGAGACACUUCGGGCUACGGUAGUGAGACUGUCAACCACAUCAGAGGUGGGCUGCAUGACGUCACCAACCACAACCCAGUCAUGGCGUGGCAGCAAGAUGACAAAGAUAACAGGAGCAUGGGGCCGGCGGGCGCGGACGUGUGGUCGGCCCGGAGCCCGAGGAGUGCCACGGACGAGGGCCGGCCGCGCUGGGGCGAUCGCGGCGUCGCCACCGGCCGCCUCUGGGAGCCUACCAACCCCAACGCCAGACUGCCACAGAUGCCAAACCAAAAGAAAGGCACUCCAUCGUGGGUGGAGCGAGGCCUGAACAUGAUAGAUAACACAGCAGAUGUUCUAGUCAUAGACCAAAGAAGUUCUACCAACUCCGGAUUCGAAUGUGACGGAUCCUCCUGUAACGGCAGCGAUGAAGGAAAUAGAACUUUUCUCCGUGGACAAAAUGUGCCUCUGGAACCAGAGGUCAAGGCCCAGAGAGAAAACCAGAGAUUGAAGGCAUUAGAGUUACAGUCAGCAAUAUUAAGUCAACUAGAAGAUCGGGAAAAACGGCGAAUAGAAGAGAGAGAAAGAAAACUAAGAGAAGAGAGGUUAGAAGAGUUGAGAAUACAACGGCAACAAGAAGAAGACAGAAUAAGACUUGAAGAAGAAAAAAGAAGAAAUGAAGAAAAACAGCUGCAGGAACAGAGGAAACUAGAAACGCUCAAGAAAGCACUUGAAGAAGCAGAAAAGAAGGCAAAGUUAGAGAAAGAAAAGAGAUUUAUUUCUCUUAAACAAAAUAUGAAUUCCAACAUAGUAACUAAUGACAUCAAAACAAAAGUAGAAGAAAAUGUUUCCACUGAAUCACCCAUUUAUUCCGAAGCAGUCAGUCCAACGAAAUCUAAUCGAACAUACGAUGUUCACUCAGCAAAAAGUCAGAAGAAAGAAACCAAUUCGCAACAAACAACUGAAUUUAACUCUCCAAGGUCGGCGGGCCCAGGAAACUUGAAUUUAUAUAUUCACAACGGCCCUCCGCUAGCUCUCGCGGAUAACCAAUUCAAUAUCGUACCAAUUGGCAUCAACGGAAAUGGCGAAUUAGUCAGCGCACAGCCGAACGGUAUACAACUCGCUGUUCUAGUACCUCAGAACCUAAGUAAUAGCCUAUACAGCGUAUCAUUAAACUCGCUUAAUAACGUAAAUGAAUUAUCGGAAACCGGUAAAGUACUAACACCUAGAAAGUAUCGUAUAGCUAAAACAAAAGACGUAUCAACACAAACCGAUCCCGUUAUCUGCAGAUCCUCAAAUGAUAAAAUACUUGAAACUGAAGACGUGGAAAGAAAUAACGAUAAAGAAUAUUCGAAUAUAGAUGAAAACGCGCCUCAAGAUAGCAAUCACAAUACGCUGAAAAAGGAUCGCAGGUUUAGAUCGGAGGAAAGAUAUAAAAAAGAUAUUGAAAACCGUCCCAAAUGGGGUGUGAACAGACCAGCUGCGCAGUACAAAAAGCAAAGUGAGAAGGACCCGUUUUACAGCCAAAAAAGAAAAAUGCGACAAAAGUAUCGAGCACAGGCGAGACAGUAUAUGUCACAGUCGAGCGAUGACAGUCGCUCGCCCAGCCCCCCCACGCGCUCCGAAAAGACAGACAGCAAUCAGAAGACGCGGAAUUCAUUAAGCCAGUCAUAUUGGAGAAGUAAACGAUCUAGUCAAGAUUUGUCAAGAAACAACAAUACGGAUUCAAAUAAUGCCGCGCCCGAGUUUGUUCAUUUAAGCCAAAUAACCGCAAAUGAAACAGAAAACAAAAAGUCGCCCAAAAUGUCUCCUUCGAAAAGAAUGACCUUGUCACAAAAGUUUAUCAAUGACAAAUAUGGUAACAGAAGAUUAUGGGUUGAUGAUGUAAACGAAAGAAAUUCUAAAUCAAAUAUUUUCGAUGUAGAAAAUAGGAAAAAGUUGAUUGAUCAGCUAAAUACUGCCAAGAGAGAUUAUUACGAGAGAAAUGAAGAUCACGAUAACUUAGUCAUUAAAACUAAAUAUUGA
Pectinophora gossypiella (pink bollworm) is the source of this 2417-nucleotide messenger RNA. Its product is annotated as myb-like protein X. NCBI's taxonomy places the organism in Eukaryota, Metazoa, Arthropoda, Insecta, Lepidoptera, Gelechiidae. The transcript is spliced from 5 exons. Gene Ontology annotation, cellular component: microtubule; cilium. The coding region runs from base 81 to 2417 and encodes 778 amino acids. The record is from RefSeq and is a predicted model, not a curated record. Gene Ontology annotation, molecular function: microtubule binding. Gene Ontology annotation, biological process: cilium assembly.